Messenger RNA from Rhododendron vialii, 2251 nucleotides. Its product is annotated as pumilio homolog 12-like. The coding region runs from base 169 to 1911 and encodes 580 amino acids. Gene Ontology annotation, molecular function: mRNA binding. Gene Ontology annotation, biological process: post-transcriptional regulation of gene expression. The record is from RefSeq and is a predicted model, not a curated record. The transcript has 5 exons. Gene Ontology annotation, cellular component: cytoplasm. NCBI's taxonomy places the organism in Eukaryota, Viridiplantae, Streptophyta, Magnoliopsida, Ericales, Ericaceae.
CUCAUCAAUUCAUCCCUAUUUUUCCUCUGAAGAAUCUUUCGGAGUUAUAGGUAGGUGUAAACUCUUCCUAACCAAAUCUCUUUCUACACGUACUUAUCUUGUUCUAAACCACUUUUAAACCCUUCUAUCUCUCUCCUCUCCAAUUUGUUUCAGUUGGACAAAAAUCCAAUGGAGAGAAGAGGAGGAGGAGGAGAAGAAGAAAAAGAACCCGAAUGGCUCACCGUCCAAGAAGAUUGCUUAGCGAAAGAAGACGAUGCCGUCCAUCUUGAAUGGAUCCCCGUCGAAAAUCAUCCACCGGAAAACCACCAGUUUUUUGAUCCGGCCAACUUGUCGUUCUCGCAGGGAAACUACCUUCCAUCGUCGUUCAAAAACCACCCUAUUCGUCUCUAUCAGCCGGAAAUCAAUCCUUACUGUCCCGCCAAUUAUCAGAAUACGUAUUCUCUCAAUGGAAACCCUAGUCUUUCCAACACCCUUUAUGAUCCAAAUCUUGAAGCUUAUUUCAGUCGUCUAAAUCUGGAUCCUUAUGAUCAGAGGCCUAGUUCUCGGUCUUCUAACGACAUGGGUUUUCCUUCUCCUCAGAUUAGAGAUGAUGAUUUGCUGAGAAUGAGAGUUGAAUCCUCAGUACGAGGACAAACGGGUUUGUGCUUUGAUCACCAAAAUAUCAUUCAAGAGAAUUUCUUGGAUGAUUUUGGACUCCAAAAUUUUGGCUACAAUUAUUUGCCAAAUGGAGGGCGAAAUCGUAAUUCAGCAAGGAACAGGUACCCAUCAACAAUCAUGCCUCAUAGGAAUCAAAACAGUGCUCAAUCUGCUAAUUUAAAUAGCAAUUUUGGAAGAUUCGGCGUUGGCUUAGGAGCCGAUAAUUCGAGUUUUUUGGGCUAUUCUUCUUCCUCUUCUUUGCAUAUUGAUCAUUUGUUGAAGCUCUUCACCCUAGAAGAAUUAAGGGGAAAUAUUUUUUUGUUGGCUAAGGAUAGAGAUGGGAGUAAAUUUUUGUGGGGAAAGAUCAAGGAGAGGAAGCCCAAAGAUGUUGAGAUGAUUUUUUUGGAAGUCAGGGAUCGCGCGAGCGAUUUGAUGGUUGACCAAAUCGGGAAUGAUUUCAUUCGGAAGUUUUUUGAAGUUUGUGAUCAGCAACAGAUUACCCAAAUGCUUCUUCUUCUGGUCCUCAGUGAUGAGAACCUCAUGGGUGUGUGUUGUGAUUUGCACGGAACUCGUGCUAUGCAAAAAUUGGUUAAACAGAUCACUACAAAGGAGCAAAGACGCUUGGUUGUAUCUGCUGUGUCGCCAUUCGCGAUAAACUUGACGAAGAACCAGUAUGGUUGUCAUGUGAUUCAAGAUUGUGUGCAAUCCUUCCCUAGCGAGGAUAACAGGCGUAUUUUUCGAGUAGUAGCAGAAAACUGUGUUGGAAUUGGGAUGGAUAAAAACGGGUGUCGUGUAUUGCAAAAAUGUCUUGAUUAUGCUCAAGGAGAAGCCAAGGAGCAUCUCAUGGCUGAAAUUGCAGCAAAUGCUUCAGUCCUUUCAGAAAGCCAAUAUGGAAACUAUGUUGUGCAAUGUAUACUAGAAAUGAGGAUACCCCAUGUUACGGCGGGUGUGUUGGAGCAAUUGGCAGGGAGUUAUGUGUCUCUUUCCAUGAACAAAUAUGGGAGUAACGUGGUGGAGAGGUGUAUAAAACUGUCAGGAGAAGAUCAGGUUGCACAAAUUAUCAGUGAGAUGAUUGCGGAUCCAAAUUUCUUGGGUGUGCUUCAGGAUCCUUUCGGAAACUAUGUGGCUCAAUCCGCACUAGAGAAAUCGAAGGGGAGCCUUCGACAUUCGAUGAUGAAUCUCAUUCAAAUGCAUUACCUUUACUUACAGAGCCAUCCCUACGGGAAGAGGGUGCUCGCAAUGACCAAAUCAAGAGCCGCCAACCACCGUCGCUGAUCAUGUUAAUUUAAUUAAGGUAGACAAUAGGGGUUAGAACGAGCAGUAAUUUCGCUCCGUUUCUUACUUGGACAACUGCUAGCUAGCUAGUUAUGUGUGUUGUUGUUAGGACUAUUGGAAGUCAUGUUUUGUUAUGUGUGUGUUGUUGUUAGGUCCCGGCAGUUGAGAUGUGUGUGCAGUUGUGAGUAGGUUUUGAUCUACUUCUACUAGAACUGCAGCAAUAAUUUUGUGGGUGAGUCUGCUUUAGUGUUGUCGUUAGGACUAUUGGAAAUUAUGUUUUGUUGUGUUAACAUCACUUGUCGUAUAUUAAUAAAGGUUGCUUGCAGCUGCUACUCGUUUU